GCAGAGUGGAAGAACUGUUUAUUUCAGUCGAUCAUAAUGAGUCUAAGAGGUUGCUAUGAUUGUGUGAGUUCAUGUUGUUUUGAAUACUCCACAUCAAAAAUAUUGGUGAUAAGGAACAAGAAAGCAGGAGUGCUGAAUCGGUUUACUCAGGCUUUAGUCAUCGCCUAUGUCAUUGGGUAUGUGUGUGUUUUCAAGAAAGGCUACCAAGACACGGACACUGUCCUCAGCUCUGUCACUACCAAAUUGAAAGGUAUUGCUUUAACAAACACCACUGAAUUGGGCGAAUGGAUCUGGGAUGUGGCUGACUACGUUAUCCCACCUCAGGAGUAUGGAUCAUUCUUUGUGCUGACCAACAUGAUCAUCACCCCAAACCAAACACAGUCCAAAUGUGCAGAGAAUCCAACAUCAGAAUCCAAGUGCACUGCUAACAAGCAUUGCCAGAGAGGCUUCAGUGAUACUCGUGGAAAUGGUAUUCGUACAGGCAGAUGUGUCAAUUACAAUAAAACAGUUAAGACUUGUGAGGUGUUGUCCUGGUGUCCUUUAGAGAAGAUUGUUGAUCCCCCAAAUCCACCACUUCUGGCAGCAGCUGAAAACUUCACUGUGUUCAUAAAGAAUAAUAUUUGUUAUCCCAAAUUUAAUUUUAACAAAAGGAACAUCCUACCAGAUAUAAACAGCUCUUACUUGGCACUGUGUGUGUUCAGCCGUAAGACAGACCCUGACUGCCCAAUCUUCAGACUGAAAGACAUUGUUAGAGAGGCUGAUGAGGAUUUUCAGACCAUGGCAGUCCAUGGUGGAGUGAUGGGGGUUCAUAUCCAGUGGGACUGUAAUCUUGACAUGCCACACAGCUGGUGUGUGCCUCAAUACACUUUCCGCAGACUACACAACAAAAACCCACAAAAUAACAUCUCUCAAGGAUACAACUUCAGAUUUGCUAAAUAUUACAAGAACAGUGAUGGUACAGAGAUCAGGACACUUAUCAAGGGAUAUGGUAUUCGUUUUGAUGUCAUGGUAUUUGGUCAGGCAGGAAAAUUCAACAUUGUACCAACACUUUUGAAUAUAGGGGCAGGCUUGGCACUUCUAGGUCUGGUGAAUGUUAUCUGUAAUUUGAUUGUCCUCUGGACAUGUAUGGAAGGACGCCAACUUUACAGAGAGCAGAAAUAUACAUAUGCCGACCUCUGACUUGACAUAUUGCUGCUUUAUCCAGUGAAGAAACAUAGAGGAUCUUCAGGCUACUGACUCUACUCUAAAUCUGAGCAUGCAUCUCAUCAUGAAGUGAAUGUAAAAAUCAAAGUAAUGAAUAAAAGUUAAUCAGUGAAUAAAAAGUACAUUUAAAAUUAUCAGUGCACUUUACUAGUUUGGGGGUGGUGUGAGUAGGCACCCCAGCUGUGGACAAAACUCAUUUGAUCACUGUUCAUGAUAAAACUCAGUUACAGUGAUAGUAAUUUCUUAAAUUAUGUCAAAAGUGCAAAAUAAAUUGAUAAUUUAUGAUGUUUUGAAUGGAGUAACAACACACAUUUAUAUUUAUUUAUGUGUGCUGUGGUUUGUGUUCACAAAGCUGUAUUUAGUCCAAAAGUAGUAAAGCAUGUUUGGAGAAUUACUGACAUACUUAAACACUGUUACUUCAUAUUGUUUUAGACAGAAUCAUCAUGUGUAAUGAUUUUUAACAGAUUUAUGUGAUCUAAUGAGUAUUAGCAGCUUCCAGUGAUUGCGUCAAGCCUCUAAGAAGAUCAUUCACUCAUUAAUCAUUAUUAAUUAAUUAAUCAUAUUGUGUGUUCAUAACCCACACUGUCUCCUACGAUGAUGAACUUCACUUUACUUUCACUUUCUCUCUCCAUUUAUACUAAUGCACAAAAAAAGUUUCUAAACAUAAAAACUUGAAGCUAAUAAUAAA
Molecule: messenger RNA, 1891 nt
Organism: Labeo rohita (rohu)
Lineage: Eukaryota; Metazoa; Chordata; Actinopteri; Cypriniformes; Cyprinidae
Product: P2X purinoceptor 4
Exons: 12
Coding region: 37-1179 (380 amino acids)
Biological process (GO): response to ATP; monoatomic cation transmembrane transport
Cellular component (GO): nuclear inner membrane; plasma membrane
Molecular function (GO): extracellularly ATP-gated monoatomic cation channel activity; purinergic nucleotide receptor activity
Source: RefSeq, a predicted model, not a curated record